Molecule: messenger RNA, 1720 nt
Organism: Diabrotica virgifera virgifera (western corn rootworm)
Lineage: Eukaryota; Metazoa; Arthropoda; Insecta; Coleoptera; Chrysomelidae
Product: myrosinase 1-like
Exons: 8
Coding region: 189-1676 (495 amino acids)
Biological process (GO): carbohydrate metabolic process
Molecular function (GO): beta-glucosidase activity
Source: RefSeq, a predicted model, not a curated record
AAUUUAGACCGUCCUGUAAUGUGUUGUUUUAUGUUUUAAUAAUUUUGUUUCAGAUACAACAAACGUUUCGCAGAAAACUAACAAAUGCUAAUAAAAAGAACAUAAAAUAAAUCUGAUUACUUUGAUUACAAUACAUAUCAGCCAGGUAUAAAGAGUAAUUUUUGACUUUUCAAUUCGUCGAUGCCACAAUGAUCACUAAAGAAGUGUGGCUUCUAAGCAUUGUUUUGUCGAUUAGUUUGGCGACAACAAUCAAUGUAUCCAAAUUCCCCAAAGAUUUUAUGUUUGGUACGGCGACUGCCUCCUACCAGGUGGAAGGUGCAUGGAACCAAGAUGGAAAAGGGGAAAAUACUUGGGACGAAGUCUCUCACAGAGUACCAUCCCCAAUUGUCGAUAACUCAACCGGAGAUGUAGCUUGCGACUCUUAUCACAAAUAUAAAGAAGAUGUGGCGAUGCUGAAGCAUUUGGGAGUCACCCAUUACAGAUUUUCGUUAUCCUGGUCCAGGAUUUUACCCACAGGUUUUAAUAAUAAAGUCAACCCCCUUGGAAUCGCUUAUUACAAAAACCUCAUCAAGGAACUUAGGGCCAACAAUAUCGAACCUUUAGUAACUAUAUUCCAUUGGGAUACACCCCAAUCAUUGGAAAACUUAGGUGGAUGGACCAACGAGCUAAUAAUUGAUAGAUUUGUAGAUUACGCUAAGGUGGUAUUUGAAAAUUUUGGUGAUGAUAUUACAUACUGGUUGACAUUCAAUGAACCUAAACACAUUUGCAACGAAGGUUACGGUAACAAACAAAAGGCACCUCUGGUUGACUCACCUGGUAUUGGGGAAUACCUUUGCGCCCAUAAUGUUCUUAAGGCUCACGCUAAAGCGUGGCGUUUAUAUGACUUGCAGUUUCGUAGUACACAAAAAGGAAAGGUUGGAAUUACUGUAGAUACAGCUUGGUUUGAGCCAGACACAAAUAUUACUAAAGAUGUAGAUGCUGCAGAACGAGCACAACAAUUUAGUCAUGGCUGGUAUGUCAGACCUUUAACCUUCGGCGAUUAUCCAGAGCAAAUGAAGAAAUCAAUCUCAAAAAGAAGUUCACUUCAAGGCUUCAGCCAGUCGCGUCUUCCAGAAUUCACACAAGAUGAGAUCGAGUAUCUGAAAGGUACUCUUGACUAUUUGGGGUUGAACUAUUAUACCACAAGAAUGGCAAUAGACGCUGGUGAUAAACGAACAGACGUUGUUUCUUAUGAAGCAGAUGCAGGAGUUGAUGUGUACCAAAAAGACGAAUGGCCUACAUCGGCCACAUCAACGUUAAGGGUUGUUCCUUGGGGUCUAAGAAAAACACUCAACUGGAUCAAGAACACGUAUGGAGAUAUUCCAAUAAUAAUAACGGAAAACGGUACAUCAGACGAUGGUUCUUCUCUAGAAGAUGAUACGAGGGUCGACUAUUACCAGCAACACUUGAGCAGCGUGAAAGAUGCGAUGGAUGAUGGAGUAAAUGUUUUCGGAUAUACAGCGUGGAGUUUGAUGGAUAAUUUUGAAUGGUUACGUGGAUAUACGGAACACUUCGGGCUGUAUCACGUGGAUUUUUCAAGCCCAAAUCGAACAAGAACACCAAAGAAAUCAGUGGAAUACUUUAAAAAUGUGAUACAAUACAGAUGUGUUUUAGGAAAUUCUACAUGUGAUAAUUAAUUUUUUUGUGACUUUUAUUUCUUAUUAAAAAAUCUGAUUAAGAA